AUGGGAGCAUGGACGGGCGGGGGCCGCCCCCGCGUGACAGCGGCGGGCCAAUCGGGCGCGGGGGGGCGUGGCCGUGGCGCUGUCAUGGCGGACGGGGAGCGAUCGCCGCUGCUGCCGCCCGAGGCGGGGCCGGGCCCGGGCGGGGCCGGGGCCGCCGGUGGCGGUGGGACGGGUCCGGGCGAGGCCCCGCCCCCUUACUCGCCAUUGGGCAGCCCCGAGGCACCGGGGGCGGGGCCUCCGGCGGUCACGUGCCGCGUGUGCCAGCGGCCAAUCAGCGUCGAGGGGAAGACGCACCAGCACGUGGUGAAGUGCGGGGGGUGUGGCGAGGCCACGCCAAUCAGGACGGCCCCUGGCGGGAAGAAGUACGUGAGGUGUCCGUGCAACUGCCUGCUGGUGUGCCGGGCGUCGGCGCAGCGCAUCGCCUGCCCCCGGCCGUACUGUAAGAGGAUCAUCAACCUGGGCCCGGUGCAGACGGGCGCGCCCAGCCCUGACCCCGCCCCCGGGGGCGUGCGCGUGGCCUGCGCCCACUGCGGGGGGCCCUUCCUGUGGGCGGAGCUCCCCGAGCGCUCAUUGGCUCGCUGCCCGCACUGCCGCAAGGUGUCUGCGAUUGGCCGGCGGUUCCCGCGGCGACGCUGCCUCUGCUGCCUAUUGGCCGCUCUGCUGAUGGGCGGGGCCGCAGCCGGCCUGGCGGCCGGCACCUGGUGGGCGUGGCGCCGGGCGCGGUGGGUGCCGGCGGCGUGGGCGGUGCUGGGGGCGGGCGCGGGGGCGUGUCUGCUGCGGGCGGCCUAUUGGGGCUGCGUGCGCGUCAGCCAGCCCCUCCCACCGCGCGCCUGACCACGCCCUCCCGUCUGGACACGCCCCCCGCGCCCGCACUGAGAGAUCCCGCCCCGGUGGGACACGCCCCUUUCAUCAUGGGACACGCCCCUUCAUCAUGGGACACGCCUUGGCGUCACAGGACACGCCUGUGGGCGUGGCUAUCUGUGAUUACGUCACACGGCCACGCCCCAUUUGCCAUCGGACGAUCCAUCCCCUUUAUUUUGCAUGACCCCGCCCCCUCCCGCAUGCCUCGGGCCCCGCCCACUUGUACAUAAGCCCCGCCCCCCGUGUACAGUGCUAUUUAUUGGCCACGCCCACCAAGGGCGGGCCCCGUCUGUAAAUAAACCCAAAAUCGGCAUUUUUCACCCCAAAA
Messenger RNA from Haemorhous mexicanus (house finch), 1189 nucleotides. RefSeq names its product phosphatidylinositol-4,5-bisphosphate 4-phosphatase 1 (gene PIP4P1). Bases 1 to 834 code for a protein of 277 amino acids. Gene Ontology annotation, biological process: phosphatidylinositol dephosphorylation. The transcript is spliced from 7 exons. Gene Ontology annotation, cellular component: phagocytic vesicle membrane; lysosomal membrane; late endosome membrane. NCBI's taxonomy places the organism in Eukaryota, Metazoa, Chordata, Aves, Passeriformes, Fringillidae. Gene Ontology annotation, molecular function: phosphatidylinositol-4,5-bisphosphate 4-phosphatase activity. The record is from RefSeq and is a predicted model, not a curated record.